CAUUUCGAUAUUUACGCUGUGGUGAGUGGAAUGUGUUUCUCUGGUUACUUUACUAGAUAAUGCACAAUAUCUGCCACUAAAGGGAGGAAAAAUUGAGAAGGAAAGAAAAAAAAAAAAAAAGUUCCUGCAGAAAUGGCAUAAGGAGGGGAAAAACAGAAGGCUGAUAGGACAGGGCUGUGCUUUAUCCUGGGUUCAUCAGCAUCAAAAGGAGCACCUGCAGCCUUGGGUGUGGCAGCACUGUGGAGGUGAUAAAGGGUGUUUGGGGAGCAGGGUGCUGUAGUAUCUCUGGGUUUGGUGGUUUGGGUUCUACCUGGGUCUUGCUGCUGUGAUGUCAGAGCCAGCUUGGAACUGAGCUAGCUCAGUGUUAUGCCUGCAGAGUGCCGGAUCAGAUCUAGGCUAUAGCUGAGGAUUGCCUUGAGCUUCAGCAGCUGCUGGGGCUGAUCCAGACCCUUCAACGCCAAACCUGCAACAACGCACCUGUGAUGCCCCCUCCUCUUUGCAGAUGGAUCCUCGCCCUCAGGAAGCAGAUAGUCGGCACACAAAGCUAGUCCCAGAUUUGAGCGACGGUAAGGCACCCUAAUGAGUGAACCUCGGGAGCGCUAUGGAUUUGACUAAGAUGGGCAUGAUACAGCUCCAGAACCCCUGCCACCCCACGGGGCUGCUGCACAAAGCCAACCAGAUGCGCCUGGCGGGGACGCUGUGCGACGUGGUCAUCAUGGUGGACAGCCAGGAGUUCCACGCUCACAGGACAGUGUUAGCUUGCACUAGUAAAAUGUUUGAGAUCCUCUUCCACCGCAACAGUCAGCAUUACACCCUGGACUUCCUUUCACCAAAGACUUUCCAGCAGAUUCUGGAGUAUGCUUACACAGCCACCCUCCAGGCAAAGGUUGAAGACUUGGAUGACCUGCUCUAUGCAGCUGAGAUCCUAGAAAUAGAGUAUCUAGAAGAGCAGUGCCUGAAGAUCUUGGAGACCAUCCAGGCAUCUGAUGACAACGAUGCCGAAGUCACCAUGACGGAUGGAGGUGCCGAUGAAGAGGAGGACAGGAAAUCGAGGUACAUCAAGGGGCUCUUCAUCUCCAAGCAUUCCAGCGAGGAGAGCGGCUACGCCAGCACAGCUGGGCAGAGCGGACCGGGCACUAUGGUGGAGCAGAGCCCCUCGGUCUCCACAUCCUUUGGCCUCUCCGCCAUGAGCCCCACCAAGGCAGCAGUGGACAGCCUGAUGAGCAUUGGGCAGUCACUGCUGCAGGGUGCCCUGCAGCACAACGUCCCCGAGGAGCCGCACGCUGCCGGCCGCCACCCCGGCCCCAGCGAAGUCAAAACCGAAGUGAUGCAGGUGGAAGAUGCCUCCAGCCACGAGAGCCCACGGCCGGCGGAGUCGGGUGCUUCCAGUGGGGAGAAAUCUGAUGACAAGAGCAAGGAAGACCCCGGCACCCCGACCCGCAGUAGUGUUAUCACAAGUGCCCGCGAACUGCACUAUGUCCGCGAUGAGAGCGCAGAGCAGCCUCCCGAGGCCGCCCAGGGGAUGCUGGUGGGGCCAGAGCAGUCUGCAGCUGCAAGCGAGAAGCCUUUGGGUGUCUACUCCGUGCUCCCCAACCACAAAAGUGACUCUGUGCUCAGCAUGCCGCCCUCCAUGACAUCCACUCUUCACAUGCAGCCAGCCCUGGCCGUGUCCAUGGACUUCAGCGCUUACGGAGGGCUCCUGCCCCAGGGCUUUAUUCAGAGGGAGCUGUUCAGUAAGCUCGGGGAGUUGGCAGCCGGCAUGAAAACAGAGGGCAGAGCCGUGGGCGAGCAGUGCAGUGUGUGUGGGGCAGAGCUCCCAGACAACGAGACCGUCGAACAGCACCGGAAGCUGCACAGCGGUAUGAAGACGUACGGAUGCGAGUUGUGUGGGAAGAGGUUUCUGGACAGCUUGCGGCUGCGAAUGCACUUACUGGCACACUCAGCGGGUGCCAAAGCAUUUGUCUGUGAUCAGUGCGGUGCGCAAUUCUCAAAAGAAGAUGCCCUGGAGACACACAGGCAGACACAUACUGGUACAGACAUGGCUGUCUUCUGCCUGCUCUGCGGCAAGCGCUUCCAGACGCAGACUGCCCUGCAGCAGCACAUGGAGGUGCACGCCGGGGUGCGCAGCUACAUCUGCAGCGAGUGCAACCGCACCUUCCCCAGCCACACUGCCCUCAAGAGGCACCUGAGAUCCCACACAGGUGACCACCCUUAUGAAUGCGAGUUCUGCGGCAGCUGCUUCCGGGACGAGAGCACGCUGAAGGGCCACAAACGCAUCCACACUGGGGAGAAGCCCUAUGAGUGCAACGGCUGCGGCAAGAAGUUCAGCCUGAAGCACCAGCUGGAGACGCACUACCGCGUGCACACGGGUGAGAAGCCCUUUGAGUGCAAGCUGUGCCACCAGCGCUCCCGGGAUUAUUCGGCCAUGAUCAAACACCUUCGGACCCACAAUGGCGCUUCCCCAUACCAGUGCACCAUCUGCCUGGAGUACUGCCCCAGCCUCUCCACCAUGCAGAAGCACAUGAAGGGCCACAAGCCGGAGGAGAUCCCCACCGACUGGAGGAUAGAGAAGACUUAUCUCUACCUCUGCUACGUCUGAGGGACACGGAGGGGAUGCGGGGCUGAGUCGUGGAGGACUGGGCAAAAAAAAAAAGCAUCGUCCAUGGCCUUUUGUUUCCAUUUUUCGUUUGUUGCUGGAAGGAUCCCUCACUGGGGUUGAGGAUGGGGAGGUGCAGGCACGUGGUGCUCACUGUGCUUGCAGCAUGGAGGUCCCAUGCUGGGAAUGCUGGGGGGCUGUGAUCCGCCCUUCCCACCCACGGCCCC
Molecule: messenger RNA, 2823 nt
Organism: Phasianus colchicus (ring-necked pheasant)
Lineage: Eukaryota; Metazoa; Chordata; Aves; Galliformes; Phasianidae
Gene: ZBTB16
Product: zinc finger and BTB domain containing 16
Biological process (GO): regulation of transcription by RNA polymerase II
Molecular function (GO): DNA-binding transcription factor activity, RNA polymerase II-specific; protein binding; RNA polymerase II cis-regulatory region sequence-specific DNA binding
Source: RefSeq, a predicted model, not a curated record